AUGCCACCGAUUUAUUUGAUCGUGCUUCUGACAGUGCUGGACUUGUGCGUGCCUCUGUACCACGACCAGUUCGCGCUAUUUGUGCCCGAUGGUCGGGCAGAUGAACUGGCUCAAAGACAUGGGUUCGUUAACCAUGGACAGAUUGGGGACCUGAAGCAUUUUUAUUUAUUUUCACAUCCACAUUUAAGUAAGAGAUCUGUAAACGCAAGCAAGGAUUAUGAAAAUCGACUGAAAAAUGAUCCUCAGGUAAGAUGGGUGAUGCAGCAACGCGAGCUUCGGAGAGUGAAGCGGGAACACCGUCCCAGACACGUUUUACGACAGUCCAUGCCUUCGUUUCCUGAUCCAUUAUUUAAAGAGCAGUGGUAUUUGAAUGGAGGCGCCGCAGAUGGCUUAGACAUGAACGUUGGGACCGCAUGGCGGAAAGGCUUUACGGGGAAGGGUGUUGUAAUAACAAUACUAGAUGAUGGUAUCCAGCCUAACCACCCGGAUCUGCUACAAAAUUAUGAUCCGGCAGCAUCGACCGACAUAAAUGGAAACGACACAGAUCCCACGCCACAGGACAAUGGCGAUAAUAAACAUGGCACGCGUUGUGCCGGCGAAGUCGCUGCGGUCGCCUACAACCGAUAUUGCGGCGUAGGCAUUGCGUACAAUGCUAGCAUAGGGGGCGUAAGAAUGUUAGACGGCCUAGUUAAUGACGCGGUGGAAGCUAAAGCACUCGGAUUCAACCCCCAUCAUAUAGACAUCUAUAGCGCUUCCUGGGGACCCGAGGACGACGGGAAAACUGUCGACGGACCAGGCCCCUUAGCUAGAAGGGCUUUUAUAAAUGGUGUCACAAAUGGCAGAGGGGGAAAAGGUUCUAUUUUUAUAUGGGCGUCGGGAAACGGCGGAAGGCAUACUGAUUCCUGUAAUUGUGAUGGUUAUGCAAAUAGCAUAUUUACGAUAUCAAUAUCUAGUGCUACGCAAGGAGGUUAUAAGCCUUGGUAUUUAGAAGAAUGUUCCUCUACAUUAGCAUCGACUUAUAGUUCGGGUACACCUGGUAGGGAUAAAAGUGUAGCGACGGUUGACAUGGAUGUUCAAUUACGGCCAGAUCAUAUAUGUACUGUGGACCAUACAGGUACAUCUGCCUCCGCACCAUUAGCUGCAGGAAUUUGUGCCCUCGCUUUAGAAGCGAACUCUUUAUUAACUUGGAGAGAUAUGCAACAUCUCAUUGUUAUGACAUCGAGGUCACAACCUUUAGAAAAGGAAGAAGGUUGGAUCGUUAACGGUGUGAAACGGAAAGUGAGUCAUAAAUUUGGUUACGGUCUAAUGGACGCAGGUCAAAUGGUCUCGCUCGCGGAACAGUGGGUAAACGUACCGCCACAACACAUAUGUAAGUCUCAAGAAAUAAACGAGGACAGGUCGAUUGAAACAUCUUUCGGCUAUACUAUAUCCGUUCAUAUGGACGUAAAUGGCUGUAGUGGCACAAUGAAUGAGGUCAGGUUUUUGGAACAUGUUCAAUGUAAAAUAUCUCUGAGUUUUUUUCCGAGAGGUAAUUUACGAAUACUGCUUACGUCGCCUAUGGGCACUACGUCCACCUUAUUAUUCGAAAGGACGCACGAUGCGACUAGUUCAAACUUUGACGACUGGCCAUUUUUAAGCGUACAUUUUUGGGGCGAAAAUGCCGAGGGUCGAUGGACACUUCAAAUAAUAAACGCAGGAAAUAAUCACGUUACACAACUAGGCGUAUUGAAAAAAUGGCAGCUUAUUUUCUACGGAACAUCGACAAAUCCUAUGCGAUUGAGAAAUAAAAGUUAUUUCAACUCUAAUAACGUACCACAAGGAGAAAAAACCUAUCACAUUAACGAUGUCUAUGAUGCGUCUGAAUAUUCGCAAUUUCUCAACGAAAUCGAACUUGGCAUUUCAGACAGGCGAAACUAUCCUAAAAAUAUUCCAUCGGCUCAAAGAAAAAAUGUAUUAGCCGAUGCUAAUGAUAAACAAGUACAGAGAAUGUGCGAUCCCGAAUGCGAUUCGCAAGGCUGUUACGGAAAGGGACCAACUCAAUGUGUUGCGUGUAAACAUUACCGUUUAGACAAUUCGUGUGUAUCUAGAUGUCCUCCAAGAAGUUUUGUUAAUCAAGGAGGCGUAUGCUGGCCAUGUCAUGAAUCAUGUGAAACAUGUGCUGGAGCGGGACAAGAUUCUUGCCUUACGUGUGCCCCGGCACACUUACUCGUUAUCGAUUUGGCUGUGUGUCUACAGCAAUGUCCCGACGGCUACUAUGAGGAUCAAGACGCCAAUGCCUGUUUUCCCUGUGCUGAGCAUUGUGAUACAUGCUCAGAAAAAGCAGAUAUGUGUUCUUCAUGUGCACAUAGCUAUGUGUUAUGUAAUGGGUCCUGCUUAGCGACCUGUCCGUCGGGUACAUACAGAAAAGAUAAUUUAGGUUGCAUGCAGUGCCAUGAAUCAUGUGAAUCUUGCAGUGGAUCGAGUGAAACGGAGUGUGUAUCAUGUCGAAUUGGCAAUUACGCGUUCAAGGGGCGCUGUGUAUCCAAAUGUCCCGCCGGGUAUUAUGCAGACAUUCAAAAAAGAGAAUGCAUACCGUGCGCCAUUGGAUGUUCGAUUUGCACAUAUGCAGUUUGUUCUGUUUGCAAAGAGAAAUGGACGCUAACUAAAAGGGGUAAUUGCCAACCAGAUGGGAACCAGAAAUGCGAUACAAAUGAAUAUUACGAGGGAGGGCGGUGUAAAAAUUGUCAUUCCACUUGUGAGAAAUGUAGCGGACCAAAUGAGUGGGACUGUUUAUCUUGUUCAAGUCCGCUGUUAUUGCAGGGAUCGAGGUGCGUUGCGGAAUGCGGACAAGGGUAUUAUCAGACGGCUGGAAGUUGCUCGCAAUGCCCUCACACAUGUACGAAUUGUGUGUCAAGGUUGAACUGUACAUCGUGUGCCGUUUCUUUACGCUUGCAAUCUGGAACGUGUAGAGCUACAUGCGCUUCCGGAUACUAUCCCGAUGAAGGGAUAUGUUCUAAAUGUUAUUUAUCUUGCGAAACCUGUACUGGUCCUAGAAGAGAUCAAUGUGCAUCUUGUCCCGUGGAAUGGAGAUUGGCAGCAGGGGAAUGUAGACCAGAAUGUCCUCAAAACUUUUUUCCAUGGGGGGACAGUUGUAGACGGUGUCAUCAUUAUUGCCAGGACUGUCAUGGUGCUGGUCCCCAAAGAUGUACGUCAUGUCCGCCACAUUUUUCUCUAGAAAGUGGCUUAUGCGUUGAGUGCCUUAGUUCUCAAUAUUAUGAGCCUAGAACAAGGACAUGUCGUCCGUGUCAUGAUUCUUGUAGGUCUUGCUCUGGACCUGGACCUACUAGUUGUGUAACUUGCGCUCAUCCCUUACGACUAGAUAGGGUGAAUCAUAAAUGCCUGCCGUGUUGUACAGAGAGUAUGGUUUCUGUCUACUUAAGUACGAACCAAACAAGUGAUUGUUGCCACUGUGAUAAGGAUAUGGGUGGAUGUCUUAACGGUUCAUCAGCGGGCAAACGUCGUAUAGCUGAUAACAUCGGAGCUAGAAUGACAGCAUCAUUUUUUGUGAACCACGCGAAGGAAUCGAGUAAUCUCGACCGUGAUUUAUUAAUCCUUCUGAGUGCCGGCGCAACCGUCGUAGUGAUAUGCGUCGUUAUAGUAUUCAUACGACUAAGAUCAAAAAGACGCAAACAUCUAACGCCAUUCCCUAGAACUGUUUAUUCGCAAUUAACAUCGAUAGACGAAGAUUAUACUUCGGUGAGUUUAUCUCACACUGCAUUGAGGGUGAAACCCAACGAGGUCCGAUCUCCGAACGUUCUAUCAGAACCAACA
This is a messenger RNA of Brenthis ino (lesser marbled fritillary), 3810 nucleotides long. The record is from the annotation of a GenBank genome assembly. Lineage: Eukaryota; Metazoa; Arthropoda; Insecta; Lepidoptera; Nymphalidae.